AUGAGCCGAUCUAGGCUUCUUAUGUCUCGGAGGCCGGAUUGGCUACAAGCGCCACAAAAUAUAACAAGAUUAUUUUGUUCUUUGCGCGGAGAGAACGUUGGCAGCGCACAGACAUCAAUUUAUAAGGUUCAACCUGAAGCGGGAACAAAGGCCUCGCAUAUAAGUUAG
This is a messenger RNA of Plasmopara halstedii, 168 nucleotides long. RefSeq lists its product as uncharacterized. Bases 1 to 168 code for a protein of 55 amino acids. The transcript has 2 exons. NCBI's taxonomy places the organism in Eukaryota, Oomycota, Peronosporomycetes, Peronosporales, Peronosporaceae. The record is from RefSeq and is a predicted model, not a curated record.